UGGAAAUCUGAUUUCCCUGAAAGUAUUUACACUGUCUUCACAUGCAUUAAUUUUCACUUGAGUUGUGUGAUGUCUUAUGGGUAUAAGCCAACAAGAAUAUGUGUGCAAGUAAAUGAUUUUCUGCUUUAAAUCUUUUUUCUUAGACUAUUCAGACCUCCAAGAGGAAAUCCGCAGAAAAGAUGACAAACUUCUUACCUUACUGAAAGAGGUUUAUGUUGAUUCCAGAGAUCCACCUGUACAAGUAAAAGAUGAAGUAAGCAAACUAGAUGUUCAGAAGAUCCCCAAAGGCAAAAUUUCUCUGGUGGAGGCUCUGACUCUUCUCAAUAAUCAUAAACUUUCUCCACAAAUAUGGACCGCAGAGAAAAUAGCAAAGGAAUACAGUCUAGACUUGAAGGAGGUCACUGCUCUCUUAGAAUUCUUCAUACCUUUUGAUGUAGAAAUCUCCCCUUCCAAAGACAAAGAAGCUUUAGAAAUUUCUCCUUCCAAAGACAAAGAAGCUUUAAAACCUUCUUAAUGGUGUUUUCCUUUGACACUUCUCAUACAGUUUGUGUAGGAAUUUGGUCACAUGCGCUUCAAGGUUGUCCUCUUGUAGCAAUAAGAUGCUUUAUUUAUAUGACUGCAUUCCGUGUGUGAUUGCUGCAUGGGGGGAAAAAAUGUAUUUGGUAUACUCUGGUUCAUAAUCUGUCUUACAUAUGCCUGAUAAGGAGAAAUCAGUGAAAUCUGUCCAGAACAAGAAAUGAGCCACUUAAAUUGUUCUGCUUGUUUGCGGAAAGAAUUUCUUUUUAAAUAAAUGUCACCUGUUACUGAGAAUCAAA
Messenger RNA from Pelodiscus sinensis (Chinese soft-shelled turtle), 815 nucleotides. The record is from RefSeq and is a predicted model, not a curated record. NCBI's taxonomy places the organism in Eukaryota, Metazoa, Chordata, Testudines, Trionychidae.